AUGCUCAUAACCCGCGGUUUCUCGCUGACGAACUUCGUCAUCGGCUCCUCGGCGCUUUGCUUCCAGAUAUUUGUGUUAUAUCCAUGGCACCACAAGCUUGAUGCAGAAUUCACCGAACUACGAAAAGAGCACGCUAGAUUACUGGAAGAUACGCACAACAAGCACCGGAACGAGCUUAAGGGUAUUCGCGAACAAUUGAUGUUACUUAAUGAGAGGAAAGACAAGAGUGGGAAGUGGUGUGGCUACAUCCUUUUCGCCACAUCCUACAAGCCUCUACCAUCCAACGCAUGA
Parastagonospora nodorum SN15 is the source of this 291-nucleotide messenger RNA. RefSeq lists its product as hypothetical. Lineage: Eukaryota; Fungi; Ascomycota; Dothideomycetes; Pleosporales; Phaeosphaeriaceae. The record is from RefSeq and is a predicted model, not a curated record. Bases 1 to 291 code for a protein of 96 amino acids. The transcript has 2 exons.